Loxodonta africana (African savanna elephant) is the source of this 13768-nucleotide messenger RNA. It is a transcript of the gene BTBD19, whose product is annotated as BTB domain containing 19. Lineage: Eukaryota; Metazoa; Chordata; Mammalia; Proboscidea; Elephantidae. Gene Ontology annotation, molecular function: protein binding. The transcript has 6 exons. The coding region runs from base 25 to 1200 and encodes 391 amino acids. The record is from RefSeq and is a predicted model, not a curated record.
CCACUUAUUUCCCCCACCCCACCCAUGGAGACCCCAGGACUGGUUGUGCAUGGGGAGGCUGAGCCUUUUUCCACAGCACUCCGAAGCCUCAUCAACAACCCUCAAUACAGUGAUGUUCGCUUUGUGGUUGGGCAAGAACAGCGGGAGGUAUUUGCCCACCGGUGCCUGUUGGCCUGUAGAUGCAACUUCUUCCAGCGACUUCUGGGCAUGGAGCCGGGCUCCGGGGUACCUAGCCCUGUGGUGCUGAGCACCGUGCCAGCCGAGGCCUUCCUGGCAGUGCUGGAGUUCCUGUACACCAACAGUGUCAAGCUGCACUACCACUCUGUGAGCCCAAUGAGCAGGGGUCUGGGUGGGAAAAGCUGGGGGUACAAGAGGUGGGAGGAGUUUAUGCAUCACGUGUGCGCUGAGGGGCAGGGGAAACUCCCUUUUGCUCUCCAACCACCCAAUCUGCAGGUGCUAGAAGUGCUGACGGCGGCUGUGGAGUAUGGGCUGGAGGAACUGCGAGAGCUGUGUCUGGAGUUUGUGGUGAAGGUGCUGGACGUGGAACUGGUUUGUGAGGCUCUGCAGGUGGGCGUAACCUUUGGCCUAGGACCGCUGCAGGAACGUUGCAUGACCUUCAUAGAGGCCCACAGCCAGGAGGUGCUUCGGACCCGUGGCUUCCUGGAGCUGUCAGCGGCCGCUCUGCUGCCCCUGCUGCGCAGCGACAAGCUAUGCGUGGAUGAGGCUGAGCUAAUUCGGGCAGCCCGGAGCUGGGCGCGCGUGGGCGCUGCGGUGUUGGAGCGGCCCGUGGCUGAGGUAGCGGCCCCGGUGGUGCGGGAACUGAGACUGGCUUUGCUGGCCCCGGCGGAGCUGAGCGCCUUGGAAGAGCAGAACCGGCGGGAGCCGCUCAUCCCGGUGCGGAGCGAGGAACCAGGCAUAGAUCCGCUCCGCAGCGUGGAGGAAGGGCGUGGGGGGCACGGCACAGCCCAUGGUCUGCGGGCAGAGGGGGCACUGCCGGGCUCUGCGGUGACGGGCUUCCCCUGCAGGUGGAGCAGAUCGUGGAGGCAUGGAAAUGUCAUGCCCUGCAGAGAGGGCACGCGGCCCGGGGCGCCCUGUGCCGCCGCCGGAAGGGCACCGUGCCCCGCGAGCAUCACCGCUUUCUGGACCUGCCGUUCAAGUGACCCAGCGCCACAAUUUGAGAGGAACCCCGGACCUACUUGACAGAGCCUGUCUAAAACUACACCUCCCGAAACGCUCGGCGCUAGGAGCUGGCUUCCGCUCCCGGCAUGCCUGGAGAGCGAGGCGCCGGAAGGAACGCGCUCAGUCUUGCUCAGAGCUGUGUGUGUGGACGCCGGGGCGUGAGGGGCCGUUCCUAUGUUGAGUUUAUCUUUUCCGGGAAGGCAAGUCACAGAAAGCGAGUCUCUUGCACCACUUCACACUUCGCUCCGUACCCUGUCCCUAGGCACUCUCAUUUGUCCCAUAUACUCUGAUGACACCCAAGUAUCUUUUCAGCUCAGCCCCCUCUUUAAUUCCAGACCUGCCUCCUGCCUGGAUGAGCGCUCCCUGAAUGCCCUACAGGCAUCUCAGACAGUGUAAAAUCGAGCUCCCAUCUUUCUCCAGUUCUGUCCCCGUAGUGUUUCUCAUCGCGGUGACAGCCCAAGACAGAAACUUGGACUUCAUCCUUGCCUUAUCCCACCUUACACCUGUCUUCUGUCCCUUCUACUUUCUAAGAGACCUUUCCAGUUGGUUCAGUUCUAUCCCCUCUGGGUUUAGCCAACCUGUCUGUCGCAGGGACUGCUGAUACAGGCUCUAAUUAGUCUUCCUGGUUUCACUCCAGCCACCCCUCCCCCAGUCCAAUUCUCACACUGAAGUCAGGACUUUCUACAAUUCAGGUCUGACAUUAGUCCUAUUCCCUUUAGUAUUAAGCUCCUCAGUAUCCUCAUUGUCUGCAGUACAAAAUACGAUCCACUUUCAGGGCACUCAAAACUACUAGUGGCUACCAAACACUAGCAGCUCUUCUCUCAACCACUACCUUUGUAUAAUCUCACUCUUCCUGGAGCCCCUAGUCCUCCAGCUUUGGAUUUAUUCUUAGGGGUACUGAAGACUCUUGUGCUACCUCUUGAAUUCACUGGACAUCUUGUCUUCUUGAGGAUCUGACUCUUCGUGGAGAAAGAUCCCUGGAGUGGUGCCCCUGUUCGUUUCUGCUUCACUGGUCCUUGAAUCGUAUUCAGUGCUUUGUAAAUGUUAAAUAAAUUACUUUCUUACGUAAAUGCCAGUUUAUUCCAUAAUGGUCCCUUGGUGGUGCAAACGGUUUGCACUAGACUACUAAUCUAAAGGUUGGAGGUUCGAACCCACCCAGCAGUGCUGUGGAAGAAAGGCCUGGGACCUGCUUCUGCAAAGAUUUCAGCCAAGAAACCCCUACAGAGCAGUUCUUCUCUGUAACACACGGGGUCGCCAUGGGUUGGAAUCGACUGGACAGCAAUGAUUUUAUUUUUUUGGUUUUAUUCCAUAAAGAGUUUAAGGAAUAUGAAAAACAAGAUGCCAUCAACCUAAAAGGAAGGACGAUUGAUUAUUUGGAAGAAAAUAAAGUUAGAUUUUUGUCUCAAGGACUUAAUACAAAAUAUAUUCCAUGUGAAUUAAAGAGGGUUAUUUGGCAUUAUCUCUAAAGACUGAAAAUGUGGUUACUCAGCAGUACCAUUUCAUAGCAGCAUUGUUUAGAUAAGGAAAAUUGAAAAGAACUUAUAUGUCCAUCAAUACAGGACUGAUUAAAUAAAAUAUGGUAUAUUCCUAUAAUAAUAUAAAAAAAAAGAUAUCCAUGAUCUUUGGUAGUAAAAGCAUCGAGCAGGACUUCUUUUGUUAAAAGAAAAGGUAACAUAAUGGUUAAGAGUAUGCCUUUGGGAUGCAGACUGCAGAGUUUGAGUCCCAGAUCCACCACUUUCUGGCACUGUAACUUGAGUGAGGUUACUUAGCCUUUCUAUGUCUAAAUUUUCUCAUUGAUAAAAAUGGAGAGAAAAAUAGAACCAACUAGUAGGUUUCUUAAAAAAAAAAAACUGUUGCCAUGAAGUUGAUUCUGACUCAUAGCAACCCUUUAGGACAGAGUAGAACUGCCCCAUAGAGUUUCCAAGGAGUGGCUGGUGCAUUUGAACUGCCAGCCUUUUGGUUAGCAGAUGAGCUCUUAAUCUUUGCAACACCAGGGCUCCAGUAGCUUUCUUAGGAAGAUGAAAUUAAUUUUUUGAAAGUGCUUAGAACUGUAGUGGUACUGAGUAAAUGCUAUAUAUGUGUUUGGAAAGUAAAUUCAGUAUAUUUUCAUUUGUUUCACAAAUAUUCAUUUGAGUGCCAGGCAUUGAUUUAGGGUCGUGGAACAAAUACAUCAGAGAACAAAUCAGGUAAAGUCCCAGUGUCUGAAGCUUAUAUGCUAAUGGGAAAAACAUGUAGUAAACAAGAAAUACCCCCACGCUUCUGUCAGUUUGUCAUACUGUAGGGGCUUGUAUGUUGCUGUGAUGCUGGAAGCUAUGCUGGUAUUCAAAUACCAGCAGGGUCAUAGAUGGUGGACAGAUUUCAGCUGAGCUUCCAGACUCAGACAGACUAGGAAGAAGGACUUGGUGGUCUACUUCUGAAAAGAAUUAGCCAGUGAAAACCUUAUGAAUAGUAGUGGAACAUUGCCUGAUACAGUGCCAAAAGAUGAGCCCCUCAGGUUGGAAGGCAUUCAAAAGAUGACUGGAAAAGAGCUGCCUGCCUUCUCAGAGUCGAGUCAACCUUAAUGACAUGGAUUGAGUCAAGCUUUCAGGACCUUCAUUUGCUGAUGCACCAUGACCCAAAAUGAGAAGAAAUAGCUGCAAACAUCCAUUAAUAAUUAGAACUUAGAAUGUACAAAGUAUGAAUCUAGGAAAAUUGGAAAUUGUCAAAAAUGAAAUGGAACGCAUAAACAUCAAUAUACCAGGCAUUACCAAAAAAAAAAAAACAAAAAACAAAAAACCCAGUGCCAUUGAGUUGAUUCCGACUCAUAGUGACUCUAUAGGACAGAGUAAAAUUGCCCCCUAGAGUUUCCAAGGAGUGCCUGGUGGAUUCAAACUGCUGACCCUUUGGUUAGCAGCCGUAGCACCACGGUUUCCAUACUAGGCAUUAGUGAACUGAAAUGGACUGGUAUUGGCCAUUUGAAUCAGACAAUGAUAUAUAUGGCCUACUAUGCUGGGAAUGACAACUCGAAGAGGAAUGGCAUUGCAUUCAUCGUCAAAAAGGACAUUUCAAGAUCUAUCCUGAAGUACAAUGCUGUCAGUGAUAGGAUCAUAUCCAAAAGCCUACAAGGAAGACCAGUUAAUAGGACUAUUAUUCAAAUUUACGAACCAACCACGAAGGCCAAGGAUGAAGAAACUGAAGAUUUUUACCAACUUCUGCAGUCUGAAAUUAAUUGAACAUGCAAUCAGGAUGCAUUGAUAAUUACUGGUAAUUGGAAUGUGAAAGUUGGAAAGAAGUUCAGGAGUUGGAAAAUAUGGCCUUAGUGAUAGGAACAAUGCCAGAGAUCGCAUGACAGAAUUUUUGCAAGACCAAUGACUUCUUCAUUGCAAAUACCUUUUUUCAACAACAUAAAUGGCAACUAUACACGUGGGCCUCCCCAGAUGAAAUACACGGGAAUCAAAUCAGCUACAUCUGUGGAAAGAGAUGUUGGGAAAGCACAAUACCAUCAGUCAGAACAAGGACAGGGGUUGACUGCAAAACAGACCAUCAGUUGCUCAUAUGCAAGUUCAAGCUGAAGCUGAAUAAAAUUAGAAUAAGUUGACGAGAACCAAAGUACAACCUUGGGUAUAUCCCACCUGAAUUUAGAGACCAUCUCAAGAAUAGAUUUGCCACGUUGAACACUAAUGACCAAAGACCGGACGAGCUGUGGGAUGACCUCAAGAACACUACACAUGAAGAAAGCAAGAGGUCAUUCAAAAGACAGGAAAGAAAGAAAAGACCAAAAUGGAUGUCAGAAGCGACUUUGAAGCUUGCUCUUGAACGUCGAGUACCUAAAGCAAGUGGAAGAAAUCAUGAAGUAAAAGAGCUGAAGAGAUUUGAAAGGGCUGCUUGAGAUGACAAAGUAAAGUAUUAUAACGACAUGUGUGAAGACCUGGAGUUAGAAAACCAAAAGGAAGAACAUGCUCGGCAUUUCUCAAGCUGAAAGAACUGAGGGAAAAAUUCAAACCUCGAGAUGCAAUACUGAAGGAUUCUACGGGGAAAAUAUUAAACGACUCAGGAAGCAUCAAAAGAAGAUGGAAGGAAUACACAGAGUCACUAUACCAGAAAAGAAUUGGUCAACGUUCAACCAUUUCAGGAGGUAGCGUAUGAUCAGGAAACGAUGUUACUGAAGGAAGAGGACCAAGCUGCACUGAAGGCACUGGUGAAAAACAAGCCUUCAGGAAUCAACAGAAUACAAAUUGAGCUGUUUCAACAAAUGGAUGUAACGCUGGAAGUACUCACUCAUCUACGCCAAGAAAUUUGGAAGACAGGUACCUGGCCAACUGAGUAAAAGAGAUCCAUAUUUAUGCCUGUUCCAAAGAAAGGUGAUCCAAGAGAAUGUGGAAAUUAUUGAACAAUAUCAUUAAUGUCACACACAAGUAAAAUUUUGCUGAAGAUCAUUCAAAAGUGGCUGCAGCAGUACUUUGGCAGGGAACUGCCAGAAAUUCAAGCCGGAUUCAGAAGAGGAUGUGGAAGCAGGGAUAUCAUUGUUGGUGUCAGAUAGAUUCUGGCUGAAAGCAGAGAAUACCAGAAGGAUGUUUACCUGUGUUGUAGGGUAAAAACAUCACAAAGUUUAGUAAAGCAAAAGAAAGUUUUAUUCGGCAUAUAUUCAAAGAGGCAAAAGUAGAAAACAGACAAACAUGCUGGUAGAGCCAUGUCUGUCCGAGUCCAAGGUUUACAGAAUAAGCAAGAGUGGGAAAACAGACAAGUAUGCUGCCACAGCCAUGUCUGCCUUAGUCCAAGGGAAUAUUACAGAGCAGGUAAGAGUGGGAAAAUGGACAAGCAUGUCGCUAAAGCUGUGUCUACCUGAAUCCAAAAAACAUUACAGAAUCAUCAGUAUAAAUACUAUAAAAUGGUCAAAACCAUAGAAAACUUCACCUUUUCACCGAUUGGCUAGAAACUGCUAAAUCUCUGUGAUUCCACAUUUUGAAUUGUCUUUGUUAAUAAUCAGUGGUACAGGUUUCAGUCCUUGAUGUCAUUCCACAACUCGUCUGGUCUUUGGUUACAAGUGUUCAAUGUGUCAAAUCUAUUCUUGAGAUGGUCUCUAAAUUCAGGUAGGAUAUACUCAAGGUCAUAUUUUGGCUUUUGUGGAGUUGCUCUGAUUUUCUUCAGUUUCAGCUUAAACUUGCAUAUGAGCAAUUGAUGGUCUGUUCCACAGUCGGCCCCUGGCCUUGUUCUGACUGAUGAUAUUGAGCUUUUCCUUUAUCUCUUUCCACAGAUGUAGUUAAUUUGAUUCCUGUGUGUUCCAUCUGGCGAGGUCCAUGUGUAUAGUCGCUGUUUAUGUUGGUAAAAGAAGGUAUUUGCAAUGAAGAAGUUGUUGGUCUUGCAAAAUUCUAUCAUUCGAUUUCUAUCACCAAGGCCAUAUUAAUAUCACAUGCAAGCAAAAUUUUGCUGAAGAGCAUUCAAAAAUGGCUGCAGCAGUAUAUCAACAGGGAACUGUCAGAAAUUCAAGCCAGUUUCAGAAGAGGACGUGGAACCAGGGAUAUCAUUGGUGAUGUCAGAUGGAUCCUGGCUGAAAGCAGAGACUACCACAAGGAUGUUUACCUGUGUUUUAUUGGCUAUGCAAAGGCAUUUGACUGUGUGGAUCAUAACAAAUUAUGCAUAACACUGCAAAGAAUGGGAAUUCCAGGACACUUAUUUCUGCUCAUGAGGAACCUGUACAUUGAUCAAGAGUCCAUUGUUUGGCCAGAACAAGAGAAUACUGAUUGGUUUAAAGUCAGGAAAGGUGUGCAUCAGGGUUGUAUCUUUCACCAUACCUAUUCAAUCUGUAUGCUGAGCAAAUAAUCCGAGAAGCUGGAUUAUGAAGAAGAACGGGGCAUCAGGAUUGGAGGAAGACUUAUUAACAACCUGCGUUAUGCAGAUGAUAUAACCUUGCUUGCUGAAAGUGAAAAGGACUUGAAGCACUUACUAAUGAAGAUCAAAGGCCACAGCCUUCAGUAUGGCUUGCACCUCAACAUAAAGAAAACAAAAAUCCUACAACUGGACCGAUGAGCAACAUCAUGAUAAAUGGAGAAAAGAUUGAUGUUGUCAAGGAUUUCAUUUUACUUGGAUCCACAAUCAACAGCCAUGGAAGCAGCAGUCAAGAAAUCAAACGACGCAUUGCGUUGGGUGAAUCUGCUGCAAAGGACCUUGUUAAAGUGUUGAAAAGCAAAGACGUCGCCUUGAAGACUGAGGUGUGCCUGACCCAAGCCAUGGUAUUUUCAGUCGCAUCACAUGCAUGUGAAAGCUGGACAAUGAAUAAGGAAGACCAAAGAAGAACUGACACCUUUGAAUUGUGGUGUUGGCGAAGAAUAUUGAAUAUACCAUGGACUGCCAAAAGAACAAACAAAUCUGUCUUGGAAGAAGAAUGCUCCUUAGAAGCAAGGACAGCGAGACUGAGUCUUACAUACUUUGGACAUGUUGUCAGGAGGGAUCAGUCCCUGGAGAAGGACAUUCAUGCUUGGCAAAGUACAGGGUCAGUGGAAAAGAGGAAGACCUCAACGAGGUGGAUUGACACAGUGGCUGCAACAAUGGGCUCAAGCAUAACAGCAAUUUUAAGGAUGGUACAGGACCAGGCAGUGUUUCUUUCUGUUGUGCAUAGUGUUGCUAUGAGUUGGAACCGACUCGAUGGCACCUGACUACAGCAACAGGUUUCAGUAAUGACAGUCAGGAGGGUCUUCACUGGGCCAACAAAUCUUCUUUUACUAAAUGCUAAUAGGAUCGCUAUGAGUCGGAAUCGACUUGACGGCACUGGUUUUUUUUUUUUUAUAGAAAAAGAUAAGAGUGGAAACUAUGUGGGUCAUUUGUGCUGUUUUAUUAGUUUAUGUGAAAGUUUCCCUAAACGAUGUUUUCUAAGAUUGUCCUAGCUAUUGUCUUUAUACCUCAGUUGAUACGUACUUGUGAGUCCUCGUGAGUCUAGCUCCAGCUGGGUUACACAGUAAAAAAUGGCUUCAAUAUUAUCUCGUAAAUCACCUGUCCUUUUAUUGACUAUGCAAAAGCAUUUGACUGUGUGGAUUAUAACAAAUUAUGGAUAACAUUGCCAAGAAUUGGAAUUCUAGGACACUUAAUUGUGCUCAUGAGGACCCUUGAACAAAACAAAGGGAUACUGAGUGGUUUAAAGUCAGGAAAGGUGUACAUCAGGGUUGUAUCCUUUCACCAUACUUAUUCAACCUGUAUAGUGAGCAAAUAAUCCGAGAAGCUGGACUACAUGAAGAACAGGGCAUCAGGGUUGGAGGAAGACUCAUUAACAACCUGCAUUAUGCAGAUGACACAACCUUGGUUGCUGAAGUGGAAGACUUGAAGCACUUACUAAUGAAGAUCAAAGACUACAGCCUUCAGUAUGGAUUACACCUCAACAUAAAACAAAAAUCCUCACAACUGGAGCAAUAAGCAACAUCAUGAUAGAUGGACAAAAGAUUGAAGUUGUCAAGGAUUUCAUUUUACUUGGAUCCAAAAUCAAGAAAUCAAAGGAUGCAUUGCAUUGGGCAAAUCUGCUGUAAAAGACCUCUUUGGAGUGUUGAAAAGCAGAGAUGUCACCUUAAAGACUAAGGUGCACCUGACCCAAGCCAUGGUGUUUUCAAUCACAUCAUAUGCAUGUGAAAGCUGGACAAUGAAUAAGGAAGAUAGAAGAAGGAUUGAUGCCUUUGAAUUGUGGAGGAGAAUAUUGAAUAUAUCGCAAACUGCCAAAAGAAGGAACAAAUCUGUCUUGGAAGAAAUACAGCCAGAAUGCUACUUAGAAGCAAGGAUGGAGAGACUGAGUUCCACAUACUUCGGACAUGUUAUCAGGAGGGAUCAGUCCCUGGAGAAGGACAUCAUGUGAGAUGGACUGACACAGUGGCUGCAACAAUGGACUCAAGCAUAACAACUACGGUGAAGAUGGCGAAGGACCGGGCAGUGUUUCCUUCCGUUGUACAUAGGGUUGGUCUGAGUUGGAAUUGACAGCACCUAACAACAAUGAACAACAAGAAAUAAAUUAUAUAAUUUCAGGCAAUGUUUCAUUCUGUUAUAGGUUGGAGCUGACUUGACAUCAACUAUUAACAACAACAACAUAAUUUCAGGGAGUAGUUUGUGCUAAGAAGAAAAAUAAAGCACGUUAAAAUGAUAGAGAUGUCAGAGUGGGACUGUUCUCAUCUCUCUGAUAACAUGUGACUACAGAUCUGAAGGAACAGGGGCAUGAACCACGUGUCCUGGGAAAAGGCAUUGAAGGGUGUUCUGCAAGAGAGUGGUAUGUGUGAUGGAUUUACAUUUUUAUAGUUAAUUUGGCUGCAGUAGAGAGGAUUAGGUGGAGGCGCCGAGGGAGAGAGGGGUAAGAAUGGUCCAUGGAGAACAGCUAAGAGGUUAUUGUAAUAAUGCAGGAAAGAGAUUUUGGAUCAGGGUGGUAGCAGUGGAGGUGAUAAAAUGUAGUUGGAUGCUGCAAACACAGAACCCCAGCAGGAAUAUUGUGUGAUCUUUACUUUCUCCUGAUCUUCAGGGUCAAUCCUCUUCGGUUUGUGACUCCUUCAGAAGAGGAGUGGACAGGUGAAGAAAAGGCCCCAGCCACUUUGAGGUAACAGCUGCAAACACUUUAAUGCACCCAGCUCACCCAGAGGUGCCUGUUGACCUACCUCCAAAAAACCCGCCGCUGAAAUCUCAAGGAGCAGUUGGGGGGUCACCAAUAAUCAUGGGAGGCUCCAACACAACCAACCCAGAAAAAAAAAAAAAAAUUACCGCAAGCUCACAGGACUUAUUCUUUACAGUACUUCAAACUUGUGACUAAAAAAUGUUAAAACAUGGUAAAAAAAAGUAUCACUCAAAACCAAAAAAACCAAACCCAGUGCUUUCGAGUCGAUUCUGACUCAUAGCCAUCCUACAAAAACCAAGACAGAGUAAAACUGCCCCUCUGACUCAUAAAAAAAAACAGUGAUGCUAUAAGUCAGCCUAAAACUGCCCCUUAGAAUUUCCAAGGGGCGCUUGAAAAACUUAAACUGUCAACUUCAUAGCUAAGAGCCCUAACACUCACUGACCCAUAAGCUUUCUUUUUCAACACCGAAAAACAGCCCAGCAAAAGCCAGACCUACCAAAAAAUUAGCUAACAACUCCAAACUUCUUCUCUCCACGGAAAUCUUUAGUAAAAGGCGAAAGAUUUAUACGAUUUGAAGAGAAAUCAGAGUAUAUUUCGUGUUUUUUUUGCUUCAACCACCCAGAAAGACACAACUCUUAACACGUUUAUGGUUGUGUAACGACUGCGCUAUACGGACUAACUGCGUGCAUUUCUUACGUACCAUCUAUUUUUAACGGGCAUUAUACCCUGGCAAUAGUGGAGAAACGCCCGUGGAGACGGAACUCAAGCAUCUUGGAGCUGUCUUUUCGUGGUGCACCCUGGGUAUGCAAAUCACAGGCUGCUUCGGGCGGGGCCUCCGGGCGGGGCCGCCGGGCCCCCUGGGCCACGCCUCUCCCUUCCCUGCGAUCCCGCCCGGGAACCCGCGCCCGCAUUUGCCGAGAAAGGUGUGGGUGCUUCCCACAGGUGCCGGGUGCCCAGUGCAGAGUCCCUAAGGGGGUUUGGGAUUGUUAAGUGUUAGUCCCAUUUGUUAAGGUUCAGUCGCAUCAUUCCAUACCGACAGGGAGCACCCCAGCCGUAGGGAGACAAGAGGAAACAGUCGAGUACGGACAGCCAGGGACAGUGGGACCACUUAAGAGGCACGUCACCACCACACCUCCAGGCGCCCAGUUUAUCUUGAAGGAUGAUUUGGAAUUAGGCCAGGGGGAGGUGAAGAGGUGUUCUAGGUAGAGGGGAGGGCGCAUGCAAACUUAUGAAGAUUAAUAGGAAUUCAGCGUGUCCAGAGCGUGGAGUGUGGGUGUGUGUUGGAAUGAGAGUGUGUUUGGCAGGAAGGCUGUCAUCUAGAGAGCUGAGGCUAGGGUGGUGGGCCGGGGCUAGACUGACUCAGGCCUGGAAAGGGCUUGGAUUUUAUCCUGUCAGUGACCGGGAGCCAUCCCAGGGUGUUGAGGCCAAAGGGCUGAGUAGUGAAAGUGCUACACAAGGGUGGGCUGUCCUGCAGGCGGUACUGGGACCUUGCCCCCUAAGACUGGAUGUGGUUAGUGGUCCAGGGUUGCCCACUCCUGGGUGGUCCAACUCCGACUGUCUGGGCCUGGAAUCCCUUAAUUUGCUGCCACACCAGGCACACCCUUCCUUGUGUCAAGGUUCCGUAAGAUGCAAAAAGAGCAAAGGAAGGAGGAGAGUGCCUACGAGGUGCAAUUUCUUUCUUUCUCUCUUUUUUUCUAGGCUGUGAUCCCAGCCAAGUAAAACUUACCCACGUUAAGCACAGGAAGGGAGCAGGAGAGGGUAAAAACGAUUUGCUAGAGUGGUGAGAUUGGGAAUGAUUAUUUUCUUUUUAAGGUUUCAAUAUUGUGCCAUUCAUUUUCUUUAUGGUGGUAAAGUAUAUAUAGGAUAUAAAACUUGUCAUUUUAACCAUUUUUAAGUGUACAAUUCAGUGGCAUUAAUUAUCCUCACAAUGUUGUGCAACUAUCACCACAAUCCGUUCCCAAAACUUUAUCAUCGCCCCAACCAGAAACUCUGUACCGUUAAGCAAUAGCCCCGGUUCUCCCCUCCCCAGUCCAUGGAAACCACUGCUCUACUUUCUGUCUCUCUGCAUUUGCCUGUUGUAGAUAUUUUAUAUCAGUGGGAUCUUACACUAUUUGUCCUUUUGUGUCUGGAUGAUUUCACUCAGGAUAAUGUUUUCAAGGCUCAUCCAUGUUGUUGCAUGCAUCAAAACUUCAUUGAUUUUUAUGAUGGAGUAAUAUUUCAUUGUAUAUAUAUACCACAUUUUGUUAUCCGUUCACCUGUUGGUGGACAUUUGAGCUGUUCCUACUUUUUGCCUGUUGUGAACAAUGGCCAGGUCAUUUCUUACACAUAUUAUUUAAAGUCCUGGGGGGAAGAAAAAAGACACCCUACAAUAUAGACUCUAAUCUUGCCAUUUCACAGAUGAAGACACUGGGGAUCCGUGAGUUUAACUAACUUGCCCACAUCAUUCAGCUGGUAGAAGUGGCUCAGUGGGCUGUAGCAUCUUUUACGCUGCUUAAGCCUGGUAAGCUCUCCGCUCUACCCAAAAUCCCUCCUUAGUGACUCAAAUGUUGUUGUUGUGUGCUGUCAAAUCAACUCAUAGUGACCCUAAGGACAGAGCAGAACUGCCCCACAGGGUUUCCUAGGCUGUAAUCUUUAUGAAAGCAGAUCUCCAGGUCUUUUCUCCCACAGAGCCGCUGGUGGGUUUGAACUGCCAACCUUUCAGUUAGCAGCCCGGCACUUUAACCAAUGUACACCCGGGCUCCUUACCCAAACACUGAAAAACUCACUGCCAUUGAUUCCUACUCAUAGAGACCCUAUAGGACAGAGUAGAACUGCCCCAUAGGGUUUCCAAGGCUGCGAUCUUUAGGGAAACAGACUGCCACAUCUUUUUCCUGCUGAAUGGCUGGUGUUUGAACUACUGACUUUUUGGUUAGCGGUCGAGUGCUAACCUGGGCUCCAACCAAAACAUUACUGGACCCCAAUCCCCAAUUCAGUCUCUAUCCCUUGGGCAGUGCUGAAUGCACUCCCUUUUCUAGGCUCCAACCACCUGCUUGUCUAGCCUUUUUUUUUUUUUUAAAGAUAUUUUAGUGUUAAUUCGGCUACAGCACGUUUUUAAAUUUUUGUUUUUUUUCCUUAACUUUUGUUUGGAACAUAAUUUUCUUUCUGGCUUUUGGCUGGGGAACAGAUUCUGGCCCCUGGAGAUAGAUCAGGGUGAGAGGCAAUGCUCUCGGGGUGGGAUCAUUCUUGGUGAGUGGGUAGCUGAAACCAAGGGUGUUACUGUGUCAGCUGAGACUGAGCCAAGGGAUAGAAGAUCUCCCCCACCCCAUGGGAGAGGCUCUGUCCUCUAGCCCAGGGGUAGGGCCAGAUGCUUCUAGGCCUUUGUACAGUGGGGCUGUUCAGCUUUCAGUUAGAAUCCAGAGCCCUCAUUGGUUGCUAGCAAUAUGUCAAUUUCUGGGCUGUUUCUCCGUUUAAGGAGUCCCUGGGUGGUGCAAACCCUGGUGGAAUAGUGGUUAAGAACUAUGGCUGCUAACCAAAAUGUCGGCAGUUCAAAUCCACCAGGCGCUCCUUGGAAACUCUAUGGGGGGCAGUUCUAUUCUGUCCUAUAGGGUCAUUAUGAGUUGGAAUUGACUCAAAGGCAAUGGGUUUGGUUUUGGUUUUGGAUGGUACAAAUGGUUUGUGCUCAACUGUUAAUCUACAGGUUGGUAAUUUGAACCCACAUGGCAGUGUUGCAGAAGAAAGGCCUGGCAAUCUGCUUUCAUGAAGGUUAUAGCCAAGAAAACCCUAUGGAACCCUGUAACACAUAGGGUUGCCAUGAGCAGGAAUUGACUCCACAGCAAGGGAUUUGAUUUUGGUUGGGUGGUGCAAAUGGUUAAUGUGCUUGCAAAUUAAAGGUUGGAGCCUUGAUUCGAGUCCUUCCAGAAGCACCUGGGAAGAAAGGCCUGGUGAUCUACUUCUAAAAAACCAGUCAUUGAAAACCCUAUGGAACACAGUUCUUCCUGGACACAUGUGGGGUCACCAUGAGUUGGAAUCGACAACUGGUACUGGCCCCCUCCCAAU